CUGCCUGCCUGCCGCCGGGCGCCCGUGCGGACGGUGCCCUCGGACCCGCGCCCUCUGCCCUGCCCGCCGGCCCGCCCUGCUCGCAGGCCCGCCCUGCUCGCAGGCCCGCCGCUCGCGGAGGAUGCUGGCAUUCGCGACUCGGAGCAUGGCGAGGUCGGCGAGCUUGCUGAAGCCGGUGGCGCUGGGGAAGCUGCCGGGCCGAUACCUCGCUCACCAAGAGGGCCUGCCCCGCCUUCCGGUGCCACCCCUCCAGCAGACCUUGGAUCGGUACCUCUUGGCUCUGCAGCCCAUCAUCAGCGAGGAGGAACUGAGCCAUACCAGGGCGCUGGUGCAAGACUUCCGCAAAGUGGGUGGCGUUGGGGAGCGGCUGCAGAAGGGGCUGGAGCGGAGAGCCCGGAAACAUGAGAACUGGCUCUCAGACUGGUGGCUGAACACAGCAUACCUGGAGUAUCGCCUGCCAGUGGUCGUGCACUCCAGUCCAGGCGUCGUCUUGCCAAAACAGGAUUUUCUGGAUCGGCAAGGGCAGCUCAGGUUUGCUGCCAAGCUGAUCGAAGGGGCCUUAGAUUUCAAGACUAUGAUAGAUAACGAGACCCUUCCCGUGGAGUAUCUGGGAGGGAAGCCCCUCUGCAUGAACCAGUACUACCGGAUCCUCUCAUCCUGCCGCAUCCCCGGCCCCAAACGCGACUCCGUGGUGAACUACGCCAAGGGGAAGAAGCCGCCCACGCACAUCACGGUGGUUCACAACUUCCAGUUCUUUGAGCUGGAUGUCUACAGCAGCGACGGCAGCCCCCUGACAACCGACCAGCUCUUUAUUCAGCUGGAGAAGAUUUGGAACACUUCCCUUCAGACUAACAAGGAGCCGAUUGGGAUCCUGACUACAAACCAUCGCAACAGCUGGGCCAAAGCCUACAACAACCUCAUCAAAGACAAGAUCAACAAGGAGUCCGUGCGCUCGAUCGAGAAGAGCAUCUUCACCAUCUGCCUGGAUGCGCCGAUGCCCCGGGUUUCGGACGACAUCUACAGGAGCCGCGUGGCAGCCCAGAUGUUGCAUGGAGGGGGCAGCCGCUGGAAUAGCGGGAACCGCUGGUUCGACAAAACCCUUCAGUUCAUCGUGGCCGAGGACGGCUCCUGCGGCCUGGUCUAUGAGCACGCGCCCUCGGAGGGCCCCCCCAUCGUCGCGCUGCUGGACCACGUCGUGGAGUGCACAAAGAAACCAGAGCUGGUGCGAUCGCCCAUGGUCCCCUUGCCAAUGCCAAAGAAGCUGCGGUUUAACAUCACCCCAGAAAUCAAGAAUGACAUUGAAAAGGCCAAGCAGAACCUUAACAUAAUGGUGCAGGACCUGGAUAUCAAGGCCAUCGUCUUCCACCAGUUUGGAAAGAGCUUCCCCAAGGCGAUGAAGAUCAGCCCGGAUGCGUUCAUCCAGAUGGCCCUGCAGCUGGCCUAUUACAGGAUGUACGGCCAGUGCUGUGCCACCUACGAGAGUGCCUCUCUCCGGAUGUUCCGCCUGGGCCGGACAGACACGAUCCGCUCAGCCUCGAGGGACUCUCUGAAGUUCGUGCAAGCCAUGGAUGACCCUGGCACGCAGGAGCAGGAAAAGGCAGAGCUGUUGAGGAGGGCCACCCAGGCCCAUCGGGCCUACACUGACAUGGCAAUCAGAGGGGAAGCCAUCGAUCGCCACCUCCUGGGCUUGAAGUUGCAGGCUAUCGAGGACCUGGUCAGCAUGCCCGAACUCUUCAUGGACACGGCCUAUGCCGUCGCCACGCACUUCAACCUCUCCACGAGCCAGGUUCCGGCCAAGACCGACUGCGUGAUGUGCUUCGGCCCCGUGGUUCCGGACGGCUACGGCAUCUGCUACAACCCGAUGGACGAGCACAUCAACUUCGCCAUCUCUGCCUUCAACAGCUGCAGUGACACCAACGCGGCCCGCAUGGCCCAUUAUCUGGAGAAAGCACUGCUAGACAUGCAGCUGCUGCUGCAGUCCAGCCCCAGGUCCAAGCUCUGAAGGCGCAGGCCAUGGUGGCGAAGCCAUUUCCGUGGGCCCCGAAGCUCCUCCAGUAUCCAGGCUGCAGACAUGGGGUGUUCUUGCUGCCUGCGCUACUGAAAGCAGGAUGGGCCCCGUUUGCGUCUCUGGGACUGCGAGGCAAGUGCAGAAAUGCAUCCAUGUGGCUUUCUUGGACGUCCGUCCUGUGAUUCAGAAGUGCCCUGGAUUACUCCUGGAAGUUGUGGACAAGCGUGCCCUGCGUUUCUGUGUGUUCGCUUGUUUUGCUGUGGAAAUGAUACGGGACAAGCCUCCUCCUCCCGCCAGCUGACACGCACCCAGGUGGAGAGGCCACCUUCUCCUGCCGACAGUGAGGGAAAAACAGACGCUCCUGCCAGCCACCUCCGGUUUCUGGCCAUUCCAGCAGCUCUAUGCCUGCCGGGGAUGCUUCUAAUACCUCUGUUGGUGCUGGUAUGGCCAGAAGAACGCCUUUCCACCCUAGCUUUUCCCCAACUGUUUUGCUCUCAUCCUGCUUUCUACCCCAGAGGCCUCCCUCUCACCAUCCUCCCCACAUAAUCCGUCUGACGUGUUUGAAAAUUGGUUGCACAGUGCCUGUUGCCUUAACAGGCGCUCUUCAGUGGCUGGGGCCAUUCUUGGUGUUUGGACGUAAAGUUUUCUUGCAUCGCUGCUGACGGAGAACAAGUAGGCCUCUGUUACAGCCAGGUUACUGGAGGGUGCUUUCUUCCUUUUGGCUUGUUUGUAGGGCUGAUGCUCUGGGGAGGUCGGUGACUCUGCCUCAGUGCGGCUCCUUCACCAAUGCAGCUCUCAUUCUGAGCCUUCUACGAUGCCAGAUGCGUCCUCAUGGAGCACCAUGGCCAGCUCCUAGAAAGCUCAGAAGGGAACCCAUGAUGGGGAGAGUUUUGGCCUUGAAGGAGGGCAGGCCAAAAUCCCCACCCACCCAUAAUGCUUACUUUGGCAACUCUGGGCCAGUCCUCUUCUUUCAGCCUAGCCUCCCUUGCAGGUCUGUUGUGAGGAUAUAAUAGUGGGUUGUGGGGGAGAUCCAUAAAUAUUGUGUUGUUCCUUCUUUUUGAGGAAGGGCAGGUUAAAAAUGUAAUAAUAAUAUAUAACAACAAUAACAACAGUUCAAAGACCUGGUCUUUGCAGCUGGAAAGGGGAGAAUGUUUUACUUUUAGAUAAUGCUUCUUAUUUGAGAAUCUAAAUUAAUUACGCAUCAGCUGCUUUUCCUGAGCGGUACUUCCCCCUGCCCCCUAGAGAAAAAUAUUAGUUACUGAGGUCUAUAGGAGGAACAGAUGCAACUUUGGUGGGUCCCCCUUAGGUCAGGGGACUCGGCCUGCAUCGAUAGACCUGUCCUAAUCUUGUGACAGAAUCUCGAAAGGAGGAGAUGGAGCAACUCGGAAACAGCCCCACCGCUCAGGUCUCCUUGCUCCAUGGUUAAGUUUAUACCAUGACUCACCCGCACGGCUAAUGAUUGUCCAGAUGACCUGCUGUUUCUCACAUGCUUGGGUCAGCCCUCCUGUUCCUUGCUUAGCUGGAUGUGGAUUCCCUGUUCUUGAUGCUUUGUUUAUCGUUGAAAUGUACACACAAGCCUUAAGCUUUUGAGGGACUCUCAGGUUGAAUCCCAAAUACUUGGGCAUACACACAUCGAAACAAAUCCCCCUGUAACUAUGAGGAGAGCUCCCAAAUCCAAAGCUUUAGAAAGGGGAAAACAAAAAAAUUCAAACCCAUGUGUAUCUUGGUGGCAGGCUGUUUAAGGGUUUGAUCCAGAUUUUAUGCAGGAUCGGCUACCUUAAAAGUGAACUUCGCACUUCCUCCCUGCACUGCCCCACAGAACUGCUAUAAAGUGGAGAGAGACCAUGCUCAAUAGGGGGAACCCCCAGAACUGGGCAGAGGGACCUUCUGAGAGCAGAGAGUCCCUUUCUCUUUGCAGGGGACUUCAACCCAUAGUCCAGCAGCCCAUAACCUGCCAGCAGUUUUAAGGAGACACUAAAUAGCACAAUCCCUUGCAUGGUUGGACAUAGUAAAAGGACUUUUUCCUGCCUGGACGUGUGCAGGAAUGUGUUUUAGAUGCUAGAAGUUGGAACCUGAUGGCCAAAGUGAGAUGGAAAUGAAACAUGCCGCUCUAGACCGAUGCCGUCCAGCCUGUCUGCAAAGCCACGGACACUAAUGGUUGUAUUUGAAGCGGACUCUCUAGGGGACAAGAAAUAUGAUCUCAGGUGAAGAGCAAUUUAGCCACUGUAGAUCUGUGGCUGUUGCCUAUUGCUAGCCUCCCAGCUGCAGCACACAACUGGAGCUUGUGCCUGGCACCCUGCCUGUGAUUUCUCCAGCAGGGCAGGCACUCUGUUCCCAUCAGGGGAGCGAAGCAAAGCAGCAGCUGUCUGAGAGAGAAAAAAGCCUGCACUGCACACUUCAGGCCACUCAGGUGUGGCUCAGUUAACUCUCCGGCCAUGUACCGAGGGAUGGCGUUUGCUCCGUGAUGUGCCAUUCGCAGACAUAAAGGUGUCGCUUGGGGGCCAGAAGUAGUUCAGAUCCAGUUAGUUUAGGGGAAAGCAAAAGAGCCCAAAUUGGGAUUUUUAUCCUGCUCUAGCACUACACACUUCACUGUAGGUGAUCGAGCAGGGAAAGAUGAGAAUUAAGCCACUGUAAUCUUGGGUCUUAACCGAGUAAAAGUUGCUGUGGCAAUUUUUAAAGAGAUGCAGCACUCUAAAUAAUUGUUUGAGGUAACCAGGAGCAAGGGGUGUUCAGUAACUUUUUCACCGGAGAGUACCAUCCCCCAGGGACGAGGAGGAGAGAGGAAAAAGGAAAACUCGUUUUGUUAAUUGCAAUGGCUUGCAAUUCGCACUUUGCAUGUUAUCAUUUCAAUGAGCAUGUAGGAUGCCAAACCCACUGCGCUUGCCCUGGAAUGUGCUGAAAACUGCUUUGAGCAAACACUUGAGAACCCUGCAAUCUGGAGGGGAUUGUGCCAAACAGGUUUGGGCUUCUUUUCUCCCUUACUGCUUUGCUGUCAAUUUUAUCCUAUCUGCUGUCCCACAUUCAGAAAUUUGCCUUGGCUGUCAUGAGAGCUAGUAACUUGAAACCUUCCCAUUACAGAAGUGCCUUAUAUUGCCCACUCCCAGGCAUAAAGGGAGAUUAUAUUUUUACUUUAACGUGUGUAAAGCUGUUUACAGGAUGUGUGUAAGUAAUAUUCGGCAUGUUGGCAUUCUCAACAUCCACCUUUUGAAUGCCCGUCCUUUUCUGAUGUUUGCAGUAGCCAGAUUCAGACAAAUGCCAGGAUUCAUGAAUCAAUUGCUGCUGAAAAACUAGCAUGCAUGUAUGUUAGUAUUCUUCAUCAAAUUAGUGUAUACAAGUGGUGAGAGCUGAACGCAUGAAGAGGAACGCGUGUCUCAAAUCUCACCUUAGCCACAGACCUAGGAAUGACUGGUGCUCAGCUCUCCGCCCCUCUGGCAGUGAUCCUGACCUGCCUUGCUGGUCAGUUUGUUCUAGGGGCUGAAAUAACCUGAGAGCUAAACGGGUCUGCUGUUUUACAGAAUGCUGAUACCUGCCAACUCCCUGCAGACGGUGGUCUUAAAAGACUCUGAACUUGGGCAACUCCCAGCUGUGCGGCUGGAGCUCUCGCUUAGUGGUUUAACUGAUCCUACAAAGUUCUUGAUGUGUCUAAUUUUGUACUGCUUUUGGCAAGCGCUUGCAUGACCUGCUUGUCAAUUUUACUAAAUUGUAUUAUUUUAAAUAAUGUAUGAAUGGGCCAUGAAAGACACAAGCAUUCUGUAUUCUGUUUUUAAAAAAGAACUGAAGGCUGUUUGGAAA
Messenger RNA from Varanus komodoensis (Komodo dragon), 5800 nucleotides. RefSeq names its product carnitine O-acetyltransferase (gene CRAT). The transcript is spliced from 14 exons. Gene Ontology annotation, biological process: carnitine metabolic process, CoA-linked. The record is from RefSeq and is a predicted model, not a curated record. Bases 122 to 2002 code for a protein of 626 amino acids. Lineage: Eukaryota; Metazoa; Chordata; Lepidosauria; Squamata; Varanidae. Gene Ontology annotation, cellular component: peroxisome. Gene Ontology annotation, molecular function: carnitine O-acetyltransferase activity.